Messenger RNA from Apodemus sylvaticus (European woodmouse), 5520 nucleotides. It is a transcript of the gene Ric1, whose product is annotated as RIC1 homolog, RAB6A GEF complex partner 1. The record is from RefSeq and is a predicted model, not a curated record. Gene Ontology annotation, cellular component: Ric1-Rgp1 guanyl-nucleotide exchange factor complex; cytosol; Golgi membrane. Gene Ontology annotation, molecular function: protein binding. Gene Ontology annotation, biological process: intracellular protein transport; retrograde transport, endosome to Golgi. Bases 196 to 4464 code for a protein of 1422 amino acids. Lineage: Eukaryota; Metazoa; Chordata; Mammalia; Rodentia; Muridae. The transcript is spliced from 26 exons.
AGCGUCCGAGACUGCGUCGCGCAGCAUCGCGUCGGCCCGGCCCGGCCCGGCCCCCGGGCAGAUGCCCCGAGUUGCCGCUGUCGCCGCCGCCGACUCGGCCGGUGGCGGUGUGGGAGGCGGGCGCUUGGCCCGGGGCCGCCGAGCGUGACAGACGCGGCCGGGGCCGCCGGGGGCUGUCGGGGCCGCGCGCGGACCAUGUAUUUCCUGAGCGGCUGGCCCAAGAGGCUGCUCUGCGCGCCGCGGAGCCCGGCCGAGGCGCCGCUCCACGUCCAGGCUGACCCUCGGAGAGCGUUCUUCGCCGUGCUGGCCCCGGCCCGCCUCAGCAUCUGGUACAGCCGACCGAGUGUGUUAAUUGUAACAUACAAGGAACCAGCUAAAUCAUCUACUCAGUUUGGAUCUUACAGACAAACAGAAUGGAGGCCCGAUAGCACCAUGAUAGCAGUGUCCACAGCAAAUGGCUACAUCUUGUUUUUUCAUAUUACAUCUUCAAGAGGGGAGAAAUACCUUUAUGAACCAGUGUAUCCCAAAGGAAGUCCACAAAUGAAGGGGAUACCUCAUUUUAAGGAAGAACAUUGUGCCCCAGCAUUGAAUUUAGAAAUGAAGAAAAUAUUGGAUUUGCAAGCCCCCAUCAUGAGUUUGCAGUCUGUCCUGGAAGAUCUCCUUGUUGCAACUUCUGAUGGACUUCUUCAUCUUAUUCAUUGGGAAGGAAUGACAAAUGGAAGAAAAGCCAUCAAUCUUUCUACAGUACCAUUUUCAGUAGACCUUCAGUCAUCUAGAGUAGGUUCAUUCCUCGGCUUUGCAGAUGUGCACAUUAAAGAUAUGGAAUACUGUGCCACACUUGAUGGAUUUGCUGUUGUGUUUAAUGAUGGUAAAGUUGGAUUUAUUACACCAGUAUCCAGUAGAUUUACUGCAGAGCAACUUCAUGGAGUUUGGCCACAAGAUGUUAUUGAUGGGACUUGUGUUGCAGUAAAUAACAAAUACCGAUUGAUGGCCUUUGGUUGUGCAAGUGGUUCUGUGCAAGUUUAUACAAUAGACAACACUACUGGAGCCAUGCUGCUGUCUCAUAAACUAGAACUUACAGCAAAGCAGUAUCCUGACAUCUGGAACAAAACAGGAGCUGUGAAAUUGAUUAGAUGGUCUCCUGACAACAGUGCUGUAAUAGUAACCUGGGAGUAUGGAGGUCUUUCUCUGUGGAGUGUGUUUGGAGCCCAGCUGAUAUGUACACUUGGAGGAGACUUUGCUUACAGGUCAGAUGGUACCAAAAAAGAUCCCCUUAAGAUCAGCUCCAUGAGCUGGGGUGCAGAAGGCUAUCACUUAUGGGUGAUCAGUGGCCUGGCUUCUCAGCACACGCAGACUGAGACUGACCUCAGGAGCUCCGUUAAACAGCCCAGCAUUUUGCUAUUUCAGUUUAUCAAGAGUGUACUCACCGUAAACCCUUGUAUGAGUAACCAAGAACAGGUGUUGCUUCAGGGAGAAGAUCGGUUAUACUUGAACUGCGGGGAAGCCGCACAGACCCAGAAUCCGAGGUACUCUUCACCACGUGCUGAGCAUAUGCCCAGGCAGGAGAAGAGCCCGUUUUCAGAUGGUGGUCUGGAGUCUCCGGGGUUAAGCACUUUACUUGGGCAUCGGCAUUGGCAUGUUGUACAGAUUUCCAGCACCUAUCUAGAAAGCAAUUGGCCUAUACGGUUUUCAGCUAUUGAUAAACUUGGACAAAACAUCGCUGUAGCCGGCAAGUUUGGAUUUGCACACUAUUCUCUGCUCACCAAAAGAUGGAAACUUUUUGGAAACAUUACUCAGGAACAAAAUAUGAUUGUGACUGGUGGCUUGGCCUGGUGGAAUGACUUUAUGGUCCUUGCCUGUUAUAACUUAAGUGACCGUCAAGAAGAGCUCAGAAUCUAUCUACGGACAUCCAACCUGGACAAUGCCUUUGCUCAUGUCACCAAAGCACCAAUGGAAACAUUACUGCUUAGUGUCUUCCGGGACAUGGUGGUCGUGUUUAGAGCAGACUGUUCAAUAUGCCUUUACAGUAUUGAAAGAAAAUCCGAUGGUUCGAAUACUGCAGCUACUGUUCAGGUUCUUCAGGAGGUCUCCAUGUCUCGGUACAUUCCUCACCCCUUCCUGGUAGUGUCUGUCACACUGACGUCAGUGAGCACAGAGAAUGGCAUCACCUUGAAAAUGCCGCAGCAGGCUCGUGAUGCAGAGAGCAUAAUGCUGAACCUUGCAGGACAGCUCAUCAUGAUGCAAAGGGACAGGUCAGGCCCGCAGAUCCGGGAAAAGGACAGUAACCCUAACCAAAGGAAGCUUCUGCCGUUCUGUCCUCCUGUUGUGCUAGCCCAGUCUGUGGAAAAUGUCUGGACCACCUGCCGAGCACACAAGCCAAAGCGGCACCUUCUGGAGGCCCUCUGGCUGAGCUGCGGUGGAGCGGGGAUGAAGGUGUGGCUCCCUCUCUUCCCCAGGGACCACCGCAAGCCCCACUCCUUCCUGUCGCAGCGGAUCAUGCUGCCUUUCCACAUCAACAUUUACCCGCUGGCCGUGCUGUUUGAAGAUGCGUUGGUCCUCGGUGCUGUCAAUGACACUCUCCUCUAUGACUCUCUGUACACACGGAACAGUGCUAGGGAGCAGCUGGAGGGGCUCUUUCCCUUCUGCGUUGUGGAGAGAACCUCUCAGAUCUACCUCCACCACAUCCUCCGGCAGCUCCUGGUCAGGAACCUUGGUGAGCAAGCCCUCCUGCUGGCUCAGUCCUGUGCUGCAUUACCUUACUUCCCUCACGUGCUGGAACUCAUGCUGCAUGAAGUGCUGGAAGAAGAAGCUACCUCACGGGAGCCCAUUCCCGACCCUCUGCUUCCCACCGUGGCCAAGUUCAUCACCGAGUUCCCCCUUUUCCUUCAGACAGUGGUGCAUUGUGCCAGGAAGACUGAGUACGCACUAUGGAAUUACCUUUUUGCAGCUGUUGGAAACCCCAAGGACUUAUUUGAGGAAUGUUUGAUGGCUCAGGAUUUGGACACAGCUGCCUCUUACCUUAUUAUCUUACAGAAUAUGGAAGUCCCAGCAGUCAGUAGGCAGCAUGCCACCCUUCUGUUCAACACAGCACUGGAACAGGGCAAGUGGGACCUGUGUCGACACAUGAUUCGAUUUCUUAAAGCCAUUGGUUCUGGAGAAUCUGAGACCCCUCCAUCCACACCUACGUCUCAGGAGCCCAGUUCAAGUGGUGGGUUUGAGUUCUUCAGGAAUCGGAGCAUCAGUUUAUCCCAGUCAGCUGAAAAUGUUCCUCCUGGUAAAUUCGGCUUACAGAAAACACUAAGUAUGCCAACUGGUCCUUCUGGGAAAAGAUGGAGCAAAGACAGUGACUGUGCUGAGAACAUGUACAUCGACAUGAUGCUGUGGAGACACGCCCGGCGCCUCCUGGAAGAUGUGCGCUUGAAAGACCUUGGCUGCUUCGCAGCCCAGCUAGGCUUUGAACUGAUCAGCUGGCUGUGCAGAGAACGCUCCCGAGCCGCCCGUGUAGACAACUUUGUAGUAGCCCUGAAGAGACUUCACAAGGAUUUCCUGUGGCCACUUCCCAUUAUCCCAGCCUCUUCCCUUAGCUCCCCAUUCAAAAAUGGGAAGUGCCGAGCAGUGGGAGAGCAGCUGUUAAAGUCUCAAUCAGCUGACACUUUUAUUACCCCUGAGAUGGGUGCUGGCAUCUCUAACAUCCAACGAAGUCAGAGCUGGCUCAGCAACAUUGGCCCCACCCAUCGCGACGCAGACAUCGCUUCAUCUCCUGGACCACAAAUGCAAGAUGCUUUCCUGUCACCAUUAUCUAAUAAAGGGGAUGAGUGCAGCAUUGGUUCAGCUACAGACUUGACUGAAAGCAGCUCCAUGGUGGAUGGAGACUGGACAGUGGUGGAUGAAAACUUCUCCACACUCAGCCUGACUCAGUCUGAGCUGGAGCACAUCUCCAUGGAGCUGGCGAGCAAAGGGCCCCACAAAUCUCAAGUGCAGCUUCGUUAUUUGCUGCACAUUUUCAUGGAGGCCGGAUGUCUGGACUGGUGUGUUGUCAUCGGCCUCAUUCUCAGAGAAUCCUCAGUGGUCAGUCAAAUUCUUGGGAUUGCUCAGUCUUCAGAGAUGGAUGGAGAAAUGUUACAGAACAUAAAAACAGGGUUGCAUGCUGUAGACCGCUGGGCCUCUACAGACUGCCCUGGAUAUAAGCCAUUUUUAAACAUCAUUAAGCCACAACUGCAGAAGCUCAGUGAGAUAACAGAAGAACUGGUCCAGCCUGACACCUUCCAGCCAAUAACAGUGGGUAAGACUCCUGAACAGACCAGCGCCCGGGCAGAGGAGAACAGAGGCUCUUCCAGCCACGGAAGCAUCUCUCAGAGUGAGACUGGGAGUAACAGCAUGGUCGGCCGGAAAGAAGAGGACACAGCACAGGCGGAAGAGGAAGAGCCAUUUCAGGAUGGGGCUUAUGACUGUUCCGUGUCCUGACAACAGUGAGCACGUCAUAGCGGGCAGUAUUAGUCACAGCAGUGUGCAACUGAGCACAUUAUGACCUGCUGAAUGAUUUAACAGGUAAAAAAACUUGGGUCAGAACACUUUCGUAAAGUAUUAUAAUUUAAUGAACUCUUCCUCUAAACCUCUGACUCCAUUAAAAAAAAAAAGUGUGGUAUCAAAGCAUCUUUCAUAAGAAAAAUUUAAGCUGCAAUAGAAAGUAAUGAACAUUAUAUAGAUGCACACAUAGAAUAUUUUUAUUUAAUUCACAACAGAUUGGUAGUUGUAUGGAUUAUUCAUAACAGAUUGUUAAUGUGUAGGGAUUAUUUUGCCCCAAGUGAGCUUACUUUUUCAGUACUUAUAGCUUCCAUAUUUUCUGGUUCAGUGUGUGUCUAGACUGGUUUUGUUUUUGUGGGGUGGGUUGGUUGUUUUUAACUUUCUUUUAAAUAAGUGUUAAGGUGCUUGCUGGAGCUCAUCAGGUACCAGAGCUACUUGUUUGCGUCCCUGUGUAGAGUCGGCUGGACUCUUAAGUGGCCCUCGGACUCCUACUCUUGGGCAGACUGAGUCAGUGGACAGAGACCCUUGGCUUCGGUCCUCUGCUCACUAGCAGUCCUGAAUCGAUGGAAGCUUUACCUGUGAGGCGAUGUGCCUGUUUUAGCAAGCUUAAUUCCUACUAGAUCAACGUGGGCCGAGGGUGAAGGGGUUCUUAUCAAUUAUGCUGACACCACUAAAUUUUGUAUCAAAGAACUGUUAUCUUUUUGUGAAUAUUCAUGUAAAUAUACUCAAAGGCACUGUCCAUAUUUGUAAGGUGUGUAUUAUAAUCUAUAAGGUUUUACGCUGGAUUCUGCAUGACUAUCCUCACUCUUGGAAUAAAGACAGACUUUUUCUUCUUUCCAAAAUGAGCGGUUGUCAUAGAGGAAGACAGGUGUGUUGGCCCAGCUAUAAAGUAGUAGUUAUCCCACUGAUCAUGAGGUGGAACAGGUUUUGUGCAAAUUAAUGUAGUUUCUUAUUUAUUGCUUUUGUAAAUUGAAUAAAAAUGGGCUUUUAUGUAAA